AGUCUGGCAGAACUAGAAGUACUAUGUAACCACCUCUAUGAAGGAACUGAUCUAGCACAGCGAAUGCAAGCUGAGAAGGUACUCUUGGAGCUUAUUGAUAGCCCGGAAUGCCUUAGCCAAUGCCAACUGCUAUUGGAACAAGGAACGACAUCCUAUGCUCAGCUUCUAGCAGCAACGUGCCUGUCUAAGCUUGUAAGCAGGGCAUCUCCAUUACCUAUUGAACAAAGGAUUGACAUUCGAAAUUACAUUCUGAACUAUGUAGCAUCUCAACCCAAACUGGCUCAUUUUGUCAUCCAAGCUCUUGUUCAAGUCAUUGCUAAAAUUACAAAAUUAGGAUGGUUUGAGGUACUAAAAGAUCAGCUCAUCUUCAGAGACAUUAUUGCUGAUGUAAAAAAAUUUUUGCAGGGCACUGUGGACCAUUAUAUAAUAGGAGUAAUGAUUCUCUCAGAACUGACUCAGGAAAUGAAUCUAGUUGAUUAUUCAAGACCUUCAGCAAAACAUCGUAAAAUAGCUACCUCAUUCCGUGACACCUCUCUAAAGGACAUACUGAUGCUUGCGUGCUCUCUUUUGAAGGAGCUUUUGGCAAAACCUUUAACCCUUCAGGACCAACAGCAACAAAGUCUAGCCAUGCAACUUUUGAAGCUUGUACUAAACUGUCUUAAUUUUGAUUUCAUUGGAAAUUCAGCUGAUGAAUCUGCAGAUGACCUAUGCACUGUGCAGAUUCCAACAAACUGGAGAACAAUCUUUCUGGAGCCAGAGACCUUGGACCUGUUUUUUGAUUUGUAUCAUUCCCUUCCACCAAUGCUGUCUCAGUUAGCACUUUCUUGUUUAGUUCAGUUUGCUUCUACAAGGAGGUCUUUAUUCAGCAAUCCAGAACGUGCCAAAUAUCUUGGUAACCUAAUCAAAGGAGUCAAACAAAUACUUGAAAAUCCACAGGGUUUAUCUGAUCCGGGUAAUUACCAUGAAUUCUGUCGGUUUUUGGCUCGGCUAAAGACAAACUAUCAACUAGGAGAGCUAGUAAUGGUGAAAGAUUAUCCAGAGGUCAUCCAACUUAUAGCGAAUUUUACUAUUACUAGCCUACAGCACUGGGAGUUCGCUCCAAAUAGUGUUCAUUAUUUGCUAACUCUGUGGCAAAGAAUGGUAGCAUCUGUACCUUUUGUGAAAACGGCAGAACCCCACCUCUUAGAUACAUAUGCACCUGAGAUAACAAAAGCUUAUAUUACUUCUAGACUGGAAUGUGUUCCUGUAGUUAUAAGAGAUGGCUUAGAAGAUCCCCUGGAUGAUACAGCUACAGUUUUCCAACAGCUGGAGCAACUGUGCACAGUUAGCAGGUGUGAAUACGAAAAGACCUGUACAAUUCUUGUACAGUUGUUUGACCAAAAUGCACAAAACUACCAAAAACUAUUGCACUCUUCUAGUAGGAAUCCAUUAGAAAUCACAGUUCAGGAAGGACGUCUGGCAUGGCUUGUGUAUUUUGUGGGUACUUUUGUGGGAGGACGAUUAACAUACACUAGUACUGAUGAACACGAUGCCAUGGAUGGAGAAUUAUCCUGUCGCGUUUUUCAGCUGAUAUCUUUGAUGGAUGCCCAGUUACCACAGUCUAGUAAUGAAAAAGUAGAACUGGCAAUUCUGUGGUUCUUGGAUCAGUUCCGUAAAACGUAUGUGGGAGACCAGCUUCAGCACACCUCAAAG
This is a messenger RNA of Leptosomus discolor (cuckoo roller), 1692 nucleotides long. The record is from RefSeq and is a predicted model, not a curated record. Lineage: Eukaryota; Metazoa; Chordata; Aves; Leptosomiformes; Leptosomidae.